Trichoderma virens Gv29-8 is the source of this 2325-nucleotide messenger RNA. RefSeq lists its product as uncharacterized. Gene Ontology annotation, molecular function: protein binding. NCBI's taxonomy places the organism in Eukaryota, Fungi, Ascomycota, Sordariomycetes, Hypocreales, Hypocreaceae. The record is from RefSeq and is a predicted model, not a curated record. Bases 1 to 2124 code for a protein of 707 amino acids. The transcript has a single exon.
AUGAUCACAUACGACAGGUUGUAUCGCUCUCCCACGCACAAUGCGCAACCUACCAACCGAUUCUCUGCUGUGGAAACAACUGUUUCAGAACCCGAUGAGCCGUCACAAGACGCAUAUCGAGAAUUGAAGAACCUGCGAGGGAUGCACUUGCAGUGGGGCUAUGUUCGGCAUCAAUAUCCCGAUUCUCAAUUUCAAUCUGCCCGAAAGGACUUCACAUCUUGGAAGACCAAGUUUUUCAAAGUUUCUAUGCCAGACAGACCGGAAGAACCGAAGCUACCGUGGCCAUGGCGCGACAAUGCGAAGUGGCUCUUCGAGCUCAACGGUGUUCGUAACAUGCAAAAGGCUUGGGAAAGCCUUGACAUUGAAGACCGCCGCAAACAAUGGCCCUUGAUUAUGCUUUCCACACUGGAUCGUUGCCCCGAUAAAGCACACAUGGUGCUAGAAGCUACGUUGGAUCCUUUACCGCCUGGGUAUGCUAUCAAUGACGUGCUCCUCUUUGUUGCACAGCGUCUACGCAUUAGCAGCAUAAAAAACGUGCGUGAACGAACGCUUAGAGCCGAACAGGUGCUAGAAUUGGUGAUCAAAGUUUUGGAAGAGGCGCCAACCGGCCAUGUCCCCCUUGGGCAGCGAACAGCCGGUAUACUUGCACGGAAAUUACCAAGCGAACAAGCAAGCGAGUUGUACAGUAUUUUACAGAGGGCUAACAUUAAGCUGCACCCAAACACGCUGUUACAGUUUGCAGGAAAGUUGGCUGGUGACAUGGCGCAUAAAGAUACGGCGUUUGAGAUUCUCAAGGGGCUCGCCGACAGCGGAGUCGAUCUUAAUGCACCCAGUCCCUCAAGCGCCAUCACUACGCUCCUACAUUGCCGAAUAGCCCACGGUGGCUCGUCAGAGAGCCAUUCAUCUUUCUCACCCAAAGAUACUCUGGAAUAUUUCAUGGACAGGGGCUUCAUACCCAACGUGAUUAACGCGACUGCCUUCCUCGACUCUUUAUGCCAACGGGCAGAAGUUGAAGAGGCUAUACGGCUGGCAUUGCUGUUUUCCGAGUCUGGCGUCCAGCUUGAUACCAAGGCUUGGUCUACCAUAUUCAGAGGCGCCAAAGGGAGCCUCAAGGUAGAGAACGUGGCAAAGAGCCUUGAUGUUGCUAAAGCAGCCAAUGCCCCCUACGUGGAUGUGCUCAAUAAUGCUCUCCAUGCCAUCUUCUAUUUCGCAGAGAUGGAAUCCCGCGAGAAGCGACUCACUGCACCCUGGAUCUAUCCCCUGUUUGGUCCGAUGCUGCGAGCGUACGCAAAGAAGUUUGAAUUGGAACCGCUACAGUGGUGGCUGCCCGACUCCUUGCCCUUGAUGCUAACACAGACAACGGGCAAUGACGGUGAGAAGUUUGACAGCAAUCAACUACGAACAUGGGACUUUCUGCAAACCAUUGUUCCUCUUACUGAGAAAUCCUUUUCAGCGCAAAACAGCGGGCCGAAGUUACAACCUAAUACAACAACAAUAGCCAUCAUGCUGAGGGCCUACGUCAAGACACUGCAGUACCCCUAUGAUCUUAUGGCUUUCUAUGCCUUCUUCAAGGCCCGGCUUGAGGAGCAAGGCGGGAAAGAAGGCUUCGCCGCUCAGCUGAUCAAGGACCAGGGCAGCCUAAUUCACGAUACUAUCAUCAUGGCUAUGAUGGAAAGGCGAGGGUUAUCACGGCCAGCGCUGCAAAUUUUCGGAGACAUGCUCAAAGACCACUUGCAUAGAAGUACGACUGAGAGUACGGAGAGAAGCACCUCUGCACCGGUUCAUCCACCGCCAGGUCUAUGCACAUUCAGCAUCCUUGUGCGUGGUCUACUCAAUAGUGGCGAUCGGAUUUUGGCAGAGCAAGUUAUUCAUGUUAUGAAAGAGCAAGGUGUUGAGCCAAACCUUGUGACGUGGAAUACUCUUACAAAGGGAUAUGCAGCAAUGCAGAACAUCAACAAGACGGUGUCAACCUUGCAGGAUAUGGAGGCGGCAGGCUUCAAGCCUGAUCUAUUUACUUUCAAGGCGUUUGGCAAGCUGAAGAACCAGGGACGGGCAUUGGAGAUGAUGGAGGGCAUCAUCGACGUGAAUAGACAAAAGAUGGAGGGCGAUGAUCUGUAUGAAUAAGGCGACGUGGAUUGUACACUUUAGCAUAGUAUCUCGGCGCUGCUUGGGACAUGUUUUUCCUUCUUUCAUUUAAAUAACGGCGAAAUGAUAUGAUACCAUGGAGUAGGGGGCUAUGGAAACAGAUCUCAGGAUUUGGCAGCUAUGAACAGAUAGAACGGAUAUUACUCUCAUCUAUUGAAUAAAUGACAAGAAUAAGAUGUU